AAAGAGCAGGAGGAGAUUCUCUGUGGCUCAGCGGUCAGAGUCCUUCAUGGGGGUUAAAUCAAUGAAGUCUCUAUCGUUUACGCCGGUCGUCACAUGCUGAGCUUUGUUUGGAUCUGAGUGGAGGGGCGGUUCUGACCCGGUGGAGGGGGCUGCAGGGUUAUUUCUCUGAGCGGUCGCUGUAAAUCUCUCCGUCUUUUCUCCGUGGCUCGUCAGGAUGAGAACAGUGCUGCUCUUUGUUCACCUGCUCGCCGUGCUGACGGUGAAAGCACAUCCACCGGCAAGGAGCGAUGACCUCACAAUCUCUCUGAAGAACGGUCCAAUCAGAGGAGAAUACGGGAGCGUGGAUGGCACAGAGAGGAGGGUGAAGCAGUUCCUGGGAAUCCCCUUUGCCCAGCCUCCGGUGGGGCCCCUCCGCCUGGCUCCCCCCCAGAGCGUCGAGCCUUGGGAGGAGGAACGUGACUGCACACGCCAGCCCCCCAUGUGCAUCCAGGAUCCAGAACUGAUUGUGAAUGUUUCCCGAACAAUGGCCAUCGAGUUCACCCCCCCAGUGCUGUCUGAAGACUGUCUGUACCUGAACGUGUACGCUCCAGCUGAAGCAAAGACAGGAGACAAAUUACCAGUGAUGGUGUGGAUCCAUGGAGGAGGUCUGACGAUGGGAGCAGCCUCCCAGCAUGAUGGGCCCCCGCUGGCUGCGUAUGAGAACAUCGUGGUGGUUGUGAUCCAGUAUCGUCUCGGCAUUCUGGGAUUCCUCAGCACCGGAGAUGAGCACGCCAGGGGCAACUGGGGUCUGCUGGAUCAGCUGGCGGCUCUCAGGUGGGUGCAGGAAAACAUCGAGGCCUUUGGCGGAGAUCCACAAGCCGUCACAGUCGCUGGAGAGUCUGCUGGAGGCAUCAGUGCAUCCAUACUGACUCUCUCUCCACAUGCUAAAGGGUUGCUCCAGAGGGCCAUCUUUCAAAGUGGAGUCGCAACGCUGGGGACGUAUACGUCAGAUCCUCCUCUGACUCGUGCUAAGACUGUUGCCAACAUCGCUGGAUGUGACAACUCCAGCACAGAACUACUGGUCCAGUGUUUCAAAGGGAAAAGUGUAGAUGACAUCAUUUCUGCAACCAAAAAGAUGAAGAUUUUCCUGGGAGCUGUGGUGGACCACGACUUUCUUCCGGCCACGGCUGAGCUGCUUCUCCUCAGGAAAGAAGUUCUGAAGGUCCCGGUGAUGAUGGGAAUAACCAACCACGAGUUUGGGUGGAUUCUUCCUCAGAGCUUCGCUCCUCCUGGAUGGGAGAAAGGCAUGAACAGAGAGGCGGUGCUGGCGGUGCUGAACAUGUUUAAUCCUUCAGGGAUCCCAACAGCAAACAGCUUCAUUGCAGACGAAUACCUGAAAGAUGCUAAAACCCCAGAGGAGAUCCGAGAUGCCUUCACAGAGAUCAUGGGAGACCUGCUGAUGACGCUGCCCGUCGUUAAGGUGGCCGGGUACCACACAGACGUGGGAGCUCCCGUGUUCAUGUACGAGUUUGUUUACGGUUCGGACAUCCACAAAGUCAACAGGCCCGGCUUCGUUAAGGCGGAUCACUCAGACGACGUCGGCUUCGUGUUUGGAGGAUGUUUCUGGAAAGAACACAUACAUUUCAUGGGUAACAUCACCAAAGAGGAUGAGCGUGUUUGUAGGACCAUGAUGUCCUACUGGGGCAAUUUUGUUCGAACUGGCUCUCCCAACGGACCCGGUCUGGUCAGCUGGCCUCAGUAUGACCGGCAGAAGCAGGAGUACAUGGAGCUGGGUCCGUCUCCGGUGGUGAAGCAGAAGCUGAAGAAGGACCGCGUCCAGUUCUCCACCGUGACUCUCCCUCUGAGGCUGCAGCAGUUGGCAGCCUCUAAAGCGAGCCACUGAUCUCUGCAGCCCUCCAUGCUUCCUGUUCUGUUGUUGUUUUGUUUUUUGUGACUUGUUGUGUCAGUAACUGCUUGUAUCUCUCUUUUUCGUUUGCUUCUGUAUUUUGUAACAUAGCCAUGAUUAAAGGACAUGCCUUCAGCUGAGAGAAUAAA
Molecule: messenger RNA, 2034 nt
Organism: Nothobranchius furzeri (turquoise killifish)
Lineage: Eukaryota; Metazoa; Chordata; Actinopteri; Cyprinodontiformes; Nothobranchiidae
Gene: ces3
Product: carboxylesterase 3
Source: RefSeq, a predicted model, not a curated record